GCCUUGAAGGAAGGGUGGAGCUGGCCACCAAGUUUGGGGUGGUAUUCAGUACCGGGGAGAGGGAGGUGCGAGGAGACGGCCGAUGGAGUUUUGGAGAUCCGGCAUAUGUGAGGGCUGCCUGCGAGGCAAGCUUGAAAAGGCUCUCGGUAGACUACAUUGAUCUCUACAAUCAGCACCGGAUCGACACCCGAAUUCCUAUCGAAGUCACGAUGGGAGAACUUAAAAAGCUAGUUGAAGAAGGAAAGAUAAAAUAUAUAGGGUUGUCUGAGGCCCCUGCACCAACUAUCAGGAAGGCACAUGCGGUUCAUCCAAUUACUGCUGUCCAGCUUGAAUGGUCUUUAUGGACAAGAGAUGUAGAAGAAGAUAUAGUUCCUACUUGCAGAGAACUUGGCAUAGGAAUUGUUGCCUACAGCCCACUGGGGAGAGGCUUUUUCUCCUCAGGGGGCAAAGAUUAU
Molecule: messenger RNA, 455 nt
Organism: Elaeis guineensis (African oil palm)
Lineage: Eukaryota; Viridiplantae; Streptophyta; Magnoliopsida; Arecales; Arecaceae
Source: RefSeq, a predicted model, not a curated record